CGCGAGUGACGGUCUGUGAGGGGAAAUUGACAUUAAAUUUAUUAUUUAGAACUUGUAGUUACCGUGUUUACAUAAACAUGACCGGAAUUUUACCCACAUACCAACGUUUUGUAAAUGGAGUCCCCGUGCCGUCCAUUUCUCGACGGUCUUUUCGACUUCGAGAGAAAUAUUUAAUCGUUUCUGUACUUUUGACAUUCGCAAUUGUAUGGUUAGGCGCACUUUUCUAUUUGCCAGAGUUUAAAAACUCGAGUAGUGUCAACGACAGUGUGUAUAAUGUGUACAAACGUAUUCAGAAAGCCGGUCCUGAGCUACUUAUGCCGCCGCCUGUUAUGCAUAACGAAGUGGGAGAGUUUGCUGCCGUGGGAAUAGUUCGUCACGGCGAAGAAGGUGAUGAUCCUCAUAUAAUUGAAGACAGAAAUCGUCUUCGUGCUAAAAUUGAAGAGGACAUGGGUAUGAAAGUGUUGGAAAGGCCACAAUUUGAUGUAGCACCGUCAGCAUCGUCCUCUCGAGGUCCCAGCAAAGCCCCAGUGGAUGCUAUAGAAGAGCCUGCUGUAGAUAAAAAUGCUGCCAAUAAAAACGCAUCCCCUGAAGGUCUUAAGGAACUGGAAGGUGCAGAAAAUAAGUAUGUUCCUGUUCCCCUGAAACCGAAUGCAGAUCCUGAGCUGAAGAAAAAAGUGGACACUGUGAGAGAGAUGAUGCGUCACGCGUGGAACAACUACAAGCUAUACGCAUGGGGCAAGAACGAACUGAAGCCAAUAUCGAAACGCGCGCACCUGUCGAGCGUGUUUGGCGCCGGGGAUCUCGGCGUGUCCAUUGUCGACGGUCUUGACACCUUGUACCUUAUGGGUCUUACCGACGAGUUUAAGGAAGGAAGGGAUUGGGUUGCUGAACAUCUUCACUUCGCUGAUAUUGACACGGACCUGUCAGUAUUCGAGACGACUAUCCGAUUCGUUGGCGGUCUGCUGUCUUGCUACGCGCUGACUGGUGACGUGGUGUUCAGGGACAAGGCGGCCGAGGUGGCUGAUGCGUUGCUGCCCGCCUUCGACACCCCCACCGGUGUACCAUUCUCACUCAUCAACCCGUCCACUAAGGCUAGCCGACAGUAUCACUGGGCAGGACCUAACAGUAUACUCUCAGAAAUUGGGACUUUGCACAUGGAGUUCUCAUAUCUCAGUGAUGUAACUGGUCGUGAUGUUUACAGAAAGAAAGUGGAUCGUAUCCGUGAUGUGCUGUACAACAUUGAGAAGCCCGGAGACCUCUACCCCAACUACAUCAACCCUCGCACCGGACAAUGGGGACAGAAACACAUGUCUCUGGGCGCGCUCGGCGACUCGUUCUACGAGUACUUGCUGAAGUCAUGGCUGGUGUCGGGGCGAGCAGACGAGCAGGCUCGCGAGAUGUUCGACGUCGCCAUGCAGGCCGCGCUCGACAAGAUGCUGCGCGUCUCGCCCAAUGGACUCUCCUACCUCGCGGAGCUUAAAUACGGUCGUGUAUUAGAGGAAAAGAUGGAUCACCUUUCGUGCUUUGCCGGCGGUAUGUUCGGUCUGGCGUCAGCGACGUUGGAGAACUCUCAGGCGGAGCGCUACAUGGAGGUGGCGCGACGUCUGACACACACUUGUCACGAGAGCUACGCGCGCGCUGACACCAAGCUGGGACCUGACGCAUUCAAGUUCUCUGGUGCUGCGGAGGCGCGCGCUCAGAAGAGCAACGAGAAGAUGUUCCUGCUGCGGCCCGAGACCUUCGAGAGCUACUUCAUUAUGUGGCGACUCACUAAGGACCAGAAAUACCGCGAUUGGGGCUGGGAGGCUGUACAGGCGUUGGAGAAGCAUUGCCGUGUGGAUGGAGGAUACACAGGCCUCAUGAAUGUGUACCACAAGAAGCCGCAAGGUGACGAUGUGCAGCAGAGCUACUUCCUCGCUGAAACACUCAAGUACUUAUACCUGUUGUUCUCCGAUGACACCCUGAUACCUCUAGACGAGUGGGUGUUCAAUACGGAGGCACAUCCACUACCUGUCAAGGGGAAGAACCCUCUGUACCGGGCCGCGGACAAACCUGAACAUGUCAAAGAUGAAAAUCAAAUAUAAAAACAAUGAUGUCAUCAAUUUGUGACAAUUUAUCACUGCCCUGUAAAUAUGUGGGUAUGUUUUAGUGUCAAGUUAUUCGAUCCUUUUUUUUUUGUACCAAAUUCCAUCACAAUUAAUG
This is a messenger RNA of Papilio machaon (common yellow swallowtail), 2202 nucleotides long. RefSeq names its product mannosyl-oligosaccharide alpha-1,2-mannosidase IA (gene alpha-Man-Ia). Gene Ontology annotation, cellular component: endoplasmic reticulum; Golgi membrane. The transcript has 10 exons. The record is from RefSeq and is a predicted model, not a curated record. Gene Ontology annotation, molecular function: mannosyl-oligosaccharide 1,2-alpha-mannosidase activity; calcium ion binding. The coding region runs from base 78 to 2084 and encodes 668 amino acids. Lineage: Eukaryota; Metazoa; Arthropoda; Insecta; Lepidoptera; Papilionidae. Gene Ontology annotation, biological process: N-glycan processing; carbohydrate metabolic process.